This is a messenger RNA of Rotaria sp. Silwood2, 560 nucleotides long. The record is from the annotation of a GenBank genome assembly. Lineage: Eukaryota; Metazoa; Rotifera; Eurotatoria; Philodinida; Philodinidae.
AACAUGAUAAAAAAGCUAAAGAAGCACUUAUCCGAUUAGCAAAAGAAGCUCAACCAAUAGGAAUGAAAGGUAAUAAUGUUGCUCUUUUUGGUUUAACAUCAACUGGAAAAUCAACAAUGCUCAAUAGUCUUCUUGGUGAAAAAAAAGCUGCAACAGGUGUUGGUGAAACAACUUUAGAAGUUGCAUCGUAUGCUGGACGAAAUUUCGUUCUUUGGGAUAUUCCUGGUCGAAAUGAUGAAAUUUCGUAUAUGAGUAUGCAAUAUAUGUCAUUCUUCAAAGGAUUAACUCGACGUCUUAUUCUUGUUCAACAUACUGUCAAAGAAAAUUCAAGCAUAAUGAAAUUAUUGGAUGCUAUUGGAAUAAAUUAUGAUAUUGUUGUCAACAAAAUGGAUCGUGUUGAAGAAGAAGAACGAGCAGAAUUUUGUGAACAAAUACGACAAGAAAUUCAGAAAAUUGGAUUGAAAGGUGUAGGUCGUGUAUUUUUUGUUAGCGCGAAAUAUCCGGCGCAAUUUCCCGACUGGCUUGAAAUGGUCAACUAUUUAACAAAUUCUCCAAAAUAA